Messenger RNA from Cynoglossus semilaevis (tongue sole), 2936 nucleotides. It is a transcript of the gene tinf2, whose product is annotated as TERF1 (TRF1)-interacting nuclear factor 2. Gene Ontology annotation, cellular component: shelterin complex. The transcript is spliced from 10 exons. NCBI's taxonomy places the organism in Eukaryota, Metazoa, Chordata, Actinopteri, Pleuronectiformes, Cynoglossidae. Gene Ontology annotation, molecular function: telomeric repeat DNA binding. The record is from RefSeq and is a predicted model, not a curated record. Bases 423 to 2030 code for a protein of 535 amino acids. Gene Ontology annotation, biological process: telomere capping; regulation of telomere maintenance via telomere lengthening.
GCGCUUGCUUUUGUGUUCGGAAGUGUUGCACAGGCGGGGCAUUUUGGUUAAAUUGCUGUAGUUUGGUUUAGUGUCUUUAGCACCGAACGGCGGGAUACGCGGGGUUAGUAGUUGAUGAGUUGCAGUGAAGGCGGGAGUGAAACCAGUAGUAGUAGUUUUUACGGCGUUAGGCGCGAUGUUCGUAUUUUAUGCUCGAGUAAAUAGUUACAAACUUGAAACUAAGUGGUAAGCAUGCACCUUCACUGGGCGCUAGAGUUGUUUAAGCCAUUUUCUGCUCUACGUAAAAAAAUCGUUAUACGUCAGUGAACCGGUUUCGAUAAAUUUUGAGUCCUUUCAGAGAGUAACUGAAGCUAAGCUAACCGAAAAGCUAUAAAGCCAGGACUUUUCAUUUAAAAUAAUCCCAGUCCUCGUUUGUUUUGAAAAUGGGCGAAAGAAGAUGUAUGCAUCCUGACAUGAACCUCUCUGUUACUGAGCUCCAGACAGUGGCUCCUCUUGUGCGUCUGCUGUCUGCUGCUCUGUGGAAGGUGAUGAAGCAGAGGGAUGUGAUGCAGUAUGGAGUGCUGGAGAAGUUUGUGACGUCAGCAUGUGAGACCGUUCCUGGGAUGCUCACAUUCAGGCACCAGGGCAAACUGACAUUGGGGCUGAGAGGACGGCUAAUCCUGGAGCUGUGUCGCACACAACCAGAUGCAGAAGUCAUUGAACCUCACCUGCAAAGGAUGCGUGCCCCAACUGCUCAUUCAUCUAUAGCUGCUGGAGUGAUGAAUGAUGUAAAAAUUGCCAAAACAGUGGAAAGUUUUCAUUUGUUGGUUCACACCCUGCUGAAUGACAACACAGAGAGAGAACUGUUUUUUAAGGAGGAUUUUCCCGUAGACUAUGGUCCAAUGUUUGACAAGGAAUUGGAGAAGCUGCUCUGGGAGUUUUUGAGCCGAAUGGAUCGAUUGCUUUCCGUUCCCAGCUUAAAUGAGACAUUGUCAUGGCUCACUGACAUCCCUGUUGUCCUGGAGGAAUGUGCCUGCUCAGGCAGGCAGCCCCAGCUCCUGAGCAUCCUCAUCUGCCAUGAAACCCGCUUCGGUCACCUUGACUCAGCAGCGGCUCUCCCUCCCAACAUGCGGGACUGCAUUCUGGAAUCACUUUCUCUGUCUCCAUCUGGAAAAACAGCAGGAGACCAAAUAACAGGAAGAAAAACAUCUGCCUCCUGUAGUCACACACCAACAAGAGGCAGGUUCAUUUCCCCAAUUACUGGGCAGAUCUCUCCCAAAAUUCACCAUGCAGAAGAGAACGAAGAGACACAAAAACAUGACAGAGUGGAAGGAGGUGCAGGAGUUAGCACGGAGGAGGAGGAGGAGGAGGUCCACAUCUACAGAAGAAGUGGAGGAAUGAAACGUAAGCACUCUUACACUUUGCGGAAUGUGUCAAUGGAGGCAGAGAAAGAUGACCAGAACGUGUCACGAUCAAGGAAAAGAUUGUUCCGAAAAGUCAGGCAGAGCUCAAGAAGUCAGGUGACAAAUAUGAGUGAUGAUGACGGAACACAAACCUGCUCCGUGUAUGCUCCAGAAAAUCUCUUACUCCACUUGGUGCACAAGUCUUUUCAGCCAAAAGUUGUAAUCAGAAAACUGCCAGUUACUUAUUUGUGCAGGACCAGAAGUAAAGCAGAACCUUCAAGUCCAGAACAGCAGGGGAACACCUCAUCAUCCAAGCCUUCAACACAACUAAACACAAGCAGCCAAACGGAAAACACCGACUGCAGCAGUCCAGGCACGGUUGAUAAGGAAAAUAAUCCCAUAAUGUCCAGCAUGAGCAGCUGUCUAGCUCCGAUGACACACACAGGGACACUCAGGCUUUCUGGUGACGAUAGUGGCCAGGACUACGUGGCUGAUUCUGAGGACGAGGCGACCAAGAACUUCAAGUGUCGGCUCUUCAUGAAGCGCUACCACAAAACCAAACACGGAACUUACAUUCCCACUCUGAGGGAAUACUGGAAACCAACCAUGCAGCGGCGGGACCGGCUGUCUGUCAGAAGUAAACACUGAUGAGUGACUUUGAGAUAAAGAUAGACUUACUCCUCUCUUUCUUAGCGAUUGCACUUUGUUGUUGACUUUUAAUCUCUUCACAGCUGGAAAUCAUGUUUCCUUUUUUUUAAAUUAGCACUUGUUACACCUGAAUCUAUUAAGUGUACUUUUUAAUGAAACAUAUAGCUAAUUAAGUACAUUGCAAAGGAUUGAUUGUAUUGUUUGAUGCCAUGUUUUUGUUUCCUGAGGACAAUUGUUUGGUUCCACCCUGAAUUUUAGUUGACCUAAAAGAACAAAGAUCAAGGAUUUUUGUUGAUUUUCAUGAAUCAAUGAUAGGGAAAACGUGUCAUAAUCUGACCAUUUUCUGGUAUCUUCACUCAUAAGCUAACAGACGUGUAAUUUUAUGGACUGCCAGCAGGGGAGGUAACUCAAUUUAUUUGGUUUGAUUUAUUGUUUAUUGUGAGAUCAUGUGGAGGCUCCCCUUUUUCAACCUUAGAUUUUAUUUUCCCAGUAACUAUUUUGACAGACUUUGUUUUUUAAGCAUCUCCUCAAGUAUUAAAGGUGUAUUCUGACUAUAUUUGUUAUGUUCUUUCUGACACAUUUUUUGCCAUGUAUUAGUUGAAUUUGCUUGAAUAAGGUUUUGUUUUACAUUUGCCGUAUCUAUUUUGAUGAUUUCUUUAUUUUAAAAUGUCCAUUAGGUUCUAUUAGUAACACAGCCAUGUUAUUUAUUAAGUAUUUAAUAAUUCAUCAAUGUGCAGGACAUUUUUCUUCUAGUACCUUCAAGAAUCACAAUCAAUGGGAGUGUUAUGUAACCACAGCAAGCUGCAAUCUGGAAGGAGAGCUGAGCAGCCACUGCAACACAGCUGGCUAACCACACACCCGAUGAAAGUGACAGAAGUAAAGUUGGAUUUUUUUAAUAAAAAUCAA